Talaromyces atroroseus is the source of this 867-nucleotide messenger RNA. RefSeq lists its product as hypothetical. The record is from RefSeq and is a predicted model, not a curated record. The transcript is spliced from 3 exons. The coding region runs from base 1 to 867 and encodes 288 amino acids. NCBI's taxonomy places the organism in Eukaryota, Fungi, Ascomycota, Eurotiomycetes, Eurotiales, Trichocomaceae.
AUGACUUUACCCGGCAUUAUUAUCGUCUUCAUAGGAAUAGGUUGCUUGGUUCACGGCCUCGCCGUCUCCUGGACCACAGACACCAACGACGAGUCAUCCGCCAAUGUCACAAUCGAUCUCUUCCUUCAAGAAACUUUUUACAUUAUCUUGACAUCGGGAGAGGAUAAAAACGCCGUGCCCAUCACAGAUCUUAGUUAUACAUUCCAAUAUACCCCAGACAAGUCCUACAUCGCCGCGCAGAAGGGGUACAUUAUCCGUAUGUACGACGGUUCUGCGUCUGAUUUCAAGAGCGACGAAUUUGAAAUUUUCAACACUCAUGAUUAUGUCACGUCUGUACCAACCACCGCAAUUCCUACAUGUACGGGGAGAAACUCAGGCGGAAGACUGAAGUCCUCUUCAACAUCGGCACCGUUCAGAAAUCUAUCGACACCUACUUCUAAUACCCCAUCUGCUUCCCCAAAUGCGGCGAGUGGACUCACCCGUGGGGAUAUCAGGGCCGAUACCAUAGCUCUUUUUACUAUUACGGCUCCACUUGUUUAUACAUUGGUUCUACUGCGAUACCUUGAGCGUCAUCACUUCGUCCAGACGUUCCCUCUGAACUCCAUCUACAUCGACAAUGACGGCAACAUGUCCUCCACUCAUACGGAAGAAUUGUCGAGAGAUGGCUACUCGCGCCAUUCGACCUCAAGCACUGCAGAUCCAGCACCCACUGCUGUACAAUCAGCAAAGGCAGUAGAUACAGCUAUUAAGCCUGUUGAAGAGGCGCCCAAGGAACCCAAUGCUCUCGGCGAGGCUACCUUCAACGGCUCCUGCGAAAAGCCUGCGAUCAAGCAAGAUCCGCCUAAGAUACCCUCGGCACCGUCUUAA